Folsomia candida is the source of this 1288-nucleotide messenger RNA. RefSeq lists its product as uncharacterized. The record is from RefSeq and is a predicted model, not a curated record. NCBI's taxonomy places the organism in Eukaryota, Metazoa, Arthropoda, Collembola, Entomobryomorpha, Isotomidae. The transcript has 6 exons. The coding region runs from base 199 to 1227 and encodes 342 amino acids.
CUUCCAUGAGAAAAUUUUGCUUCAACUUUAUAGCUUUCACUGCAUUUAUUGUCGGCGCAUCUCCAUUAUUUCUGAAACUUUAUUUUAUCCAGAAACGCCAAGGAAAGGGACGAUGUUACAAAUUAUGCUGCAUAAUUUGGUGGAUUUGCUCUAUCAGUGCUGCAUUUUGGUUCACGACAAUGUCCAUCGACACGAUUUAUGCAGAUUGGGACUCCACCCAGAGACUGGUGGCGAAUUUGGCCACCCAUCCAAGAAUUCGGCGUGUAUUUGUACCACAAAUUGGACUCACAUGACCAUCUCGGAUUGCACCUGGAACAGUGUGACCACAAAUUCUUCAAAUUGAGCUACAUUAUCGCUGGGAUUAUAACAUUUUUCAAUAUUCGGAUGGAGUUUAAAGCAGACUGGGAAUAUUUUGAUGUGCACCCUCCGCAAGAAAUAUUUGAAACCCAUCCACUAAAAUCCUUCUCAAAUUUGAAGAUUAUUCAGCAUAUCGCCUCAUACGGUCACGACAUUUCGCAAGUUAUCCUUCUAAACUUAGGUUACAUAUUUUGCCUCUAUUCUUGUCACCGAAUCUACCUCCAGAUCGGAGUUAUCACUCAAGUUCUCAUCACGGACGAAGGCUUUUCUUUCGAUUCCUUGAACUCUUUGAGUUCCAUUUUCUCACCAAAUUUCGAAUCUUUGUGUCGGCAGUUGACAAAAAUGCAAGCGUAUGUGGACACUUCUCUGGGAUGGUUUGUCCUCAUCGCAAUUCCGAGCUCCAUUCUCAUCCCGAUGAUUCAGCUGUACAAGGUCCUAGUCGGAUUUGACACGGAUUUGUACUAUUCGCAGUGGGAGGCUGGUAGUGAUACGAUGGUUUAUUUGGUCAGAAUCUGGACGUUGGCCACGUUCGGAUAUCUCAUCCAUUCUCAGAUGGAAGAAAGUUAUAAAGAAAUGCGAAGAAGCAUAGUUUUCAAUGAAAGAAUGGCCAAAUCUAAAUUGUCAAUGUUUGGGGAUCCAAUUGCAGCUCGGAAAUGCAGAAUACUUGACACCAUCAUCAACUGGAAGUGGAGAUUGACAGCUGCAAAGUUUUUUGUAAUUGACAGGCACUUACUGGCCCCCAUUAUUUCAACCACGUUAACCAACAUGAUUGUCCUCUUCGAAAUUAAGGAUAUUAUUCUCAUCAACCCAACAAAUAAUGUCACUACGAAUUCAAACAGCACUACUGAACCUUCCAAUUUUUCAGUUUAAUAAUAAAAAAACUAUAAAAUGAAAUGAGAAUUAUAACCCUUCUCACUAUUACCAGCGCAGU